GGCAGCCGUUAUUCGUGCGUGGUGUAGCGCUGUGGAGUACCUCUACGGGAGGGAGGAAACGUGUUCAUUAAAUUUUUGCAGUCUUCUCCUGUUGUAAUUAACCGAUACACUACUGAAAUAAUGUUUUAAAAAGGGUUUUCUUCGCUAUUUUGGGUUGUACAUAACGGCGGUGUGGCGCAACGCUGUAAACACUGAGUUUAGGAUUUGUCACCUGCAGCAGCUGACACUUGUGUCUUGAGAAGAGUGGAGUCGCUAGGCAGUUGCCAAAGGAAAACAGGCAGUGGCUAACAAGUAGUUAGCAACUCAGCCAGUUAGCCUGCCAGCUAACCAGCUCUCCCUACUGCCACAGCAAGUCCCACCCUCUCUCACCAAGUGCGUGGACGUCGUAAGAGGCUGCAGCCGUGAAGUCGUGUGAUUUUUCCUCUCAACAUAGCCAGCAUCGCUGUAGCUGGCAAGCUAAAAUAGCCCUCUAAACGUUAGCUUGGCGACUCCGACGUUAAAUUGUUGGCUUUAACGUAGGACAAGUGUCUUCUGUGGAGGGAUACGGUCGCUACACUUGCAAAGAGACUGGCUAAAAAGAAGACACGAAAUAAGAGCGAACAAGGAAGACACAGAGAAGGAGGGGACUGGCUAGUUUAGCCGGGGAGACAGAAUCUCACGUAAAUAGAUAGAAAGCAAACACUGCCACUGAGCCACACACAGCCAUGAGUAUUGAGAUACCGGUGGGGUUGACAGAACUGCUGCAGGGCUACACUGUGGAGGUGCUGCGACAAAGGCCGUCAGACCUGGUGGACUUUGCAGUACAGUACUUCACCCGUUUGCGGGACACCAGAAGCCAGGAUGGGGCCAGUGCCGGUGGCAAGACGGGGAAAGGAGUGAUGUUUGAUGGGGAGCCGAUGCAAACAGAGUCCAACGGAGAUGAUGACGAAGAUGAUGAUUCUGACUUUGAGCCUCCACCACCCAGCAGAUUCAACAGGAGAGUGUCAGUGUGUGCGGAGGCGUUCAACCCGGACGAGGACGAAGAGGACUCCGAGCCCAGAGUGGUACACCCAAAAACAGAUGAACAGCGCUGCAGACUGCAGGAGUCAUGCCGAGACAUCCUACUCUUCAAAACACUAGAUCAGGAGCAGUUCUCGGAGGUGCUGGACGCCAUGUUUGAAUUACUAGUUCAGCCCCUGGAGCACGUCAUCGACCAAGGAGACGAUGGAGACAACUUCUACGUCAUAGAGAGGGGUGUGUAUGACAUAAUUGUAAUGGGAGUAACGGUGGGUCAGUAUGACAAUAAGGGCAGCUUCGGCGAGCUGGCACUCAUGUACAACACACCACGAGCCGCCACCAUUGUUGCCACCCAGGAGGGGGCACUAUGGGGACUGGACCGUGCCACAUUUCGUAGACUCAUUGUGAAGAACAAUUACAAGAAGAGGAGGAUGUACGAGAGUUUCAUCGAGUCUGUGCCCUUACUCAAAUCACUGGAGGCGAACGAGAGGAUGAAGAUAGUGGAUGUAUUAGGAUCGAAGCAGUUCCCAGAUGGUGAGCGCAUCAUCACACAGGGAGAGAAGGCUGAAUGCUUCUUUAUAGUUGAAUCUGGGGAGGUCAAGAUCAUGAUCAAGAGUAAAACGAAGGCAGGCCAUGCAGACAAUGCGGAGGUGGAGAUAACGCGCUGUAGCAGGGGUCACUACUUCGGGGAGCUGGCCUUGGUCACUAACAAGCCCCGGGCCGCCUCAGCCUACGCAGUGGGGGAUGUCAAGUGUGUGGUAAUAGACGUGCAGGCGUUUGAGCGUCUCCUGGGUUCCUGUAAGGAGAUUAUGAAAAGGAACAUCGCCCACUAUGAGGAGCAGCUGGUGGCACUGUUCGGCUCCAGCAUGGACCUGAGAGACUGAGCCUCCCACACCACACUCCGUGCCUUCUAACACACACAGACACACAUACUCGCACACACACACACACACACACAUGUACGUCCUCUCUCACACAACGCAGUGGCUAUACAGACUCAUAAUAAGCUCUACACAGAACGUACAAACUCAUAAGAAAUUGUACUUAGCUCACCUGCGAGUACAUAAAUGGCCACACAGUAUGAACACACUCGCAUACUUUGACACCUAUGUAGGCACUGAGAGACGCCCACCUCACUUAGUCUGCUCCUCCUCGUGCACAUGCUAGUUCAACACACUCCUCGAUGACCUCAGACGCGCACACAGAGCAAGCUAAAGGCCUCACAGCUCGUUGCUUGAGGAAGCUCCAACCUCUCAGUAUGAAUGUCUUUGCUGCGAUGACCUUAAUACAGGUAACGCAGUGUACACAUAAAAUACACACACACACACCCCAUACACAUGUUCAAAAACACAUAAUCAUGCUUCAUAUGUGCAGGCUUUUCAUUCACAUAGGACACACACACACACACACACACACACGGGUAAAGAUACAUUUACUCAAAAACACAUAGGCAGCCACACUUGCAAAAACGGACACAUUGUGGUAAAAUGGAGACGAAAAACUUUUAAAAUCUCUGAAAAUGGAAAAUGAAUCAAAAUGCAAAAAAAGAGAGAAAAGUUUAAAGAAGACAGAUAAGUUUUAGAAACAUUUUAUGAAGAUACAAAACAGAAGCUUUGAUAAAAUAUUAUUUAAA
This is a messenger RNA of Perca fluviatilis (European perch), 2629 nucleotides long. It is a transcript of the gene prkar2aa, whose product is annotated as protein kinase, cAMP-dependent, regulatory, type II, alpha A. The record is from RefSeq and is a predicted model, not a curated record. The transcript has 11 exons. Bases 705 to 1880 code for a protein of 391 amino acids. Gene Ontology annotation, biological process: regulation of protein phosphorylation. Gene Ontology annotation, cellular component: cAMP-dependent protein kinase complex. NCBI's taxonomy places the organism in Eukaryota, Metazoa, Chordata, Actinopteri, Perciformes, Percidae. Gene Ontology annotation, molecular function: cAMP-dependent protein kinase regulator activity.